UAAAAAUUUCCCUAGAUGUGUUAAAAAAUGAAACGAAACAAAAUUAAAACAAAUUCAGUGUGGAUCGAUCAUCUGAAUUACGACAAUCAGGUCUCUCUCUCUCUUCUCAACAUGGUGUCAUUUCAUUUUUACAAUUUUCUGCCAAUAGUUUGAUCCCUACAUUCAUAUCAUGAAUUCCGCUGAAUCAAACCCCCGCCAUGUUCCGCCCAAUCCAACAACCCAACCCUUCCUAUCAAAAUUCAAAAAAUUCACAUUUCAAACCCUCCCCUUAUUGAUUCUAUUUACAGCAAUCGCAUUAGGUUUCACAAAAUCAAACUACUAUAAACUUCAUUACUUGAAAUACUCUCUCAAAUCACAAACCCUUUUUCAUUCACUCUUUUCACCCCCAAAACAUGUUUCUACACCCUCCCAUUGUGUUCUAUGGAUGGCUCCUUUCCUUUCAGGUGGUGGGUAUAGCUCGGAAAGUUGGUCUUACAUUUUAUCUCUUCAUAGUCACAUAAAAAUGCGUUCUUUUAAGUUAGCAAUUGAGCACCAUGGUGAUCUUGAAUCUUGGGAUUUUUGGGACGGUUUGCCACAGGAUAUGAAGAGUUUGGCAACUGAGUUGUACCAAACAAAGUGUAAUAUGAAUGAGACCAUUGUGAUUUGUCAUAGUGAGCCUGGUGCUUGGUAUCCUCCGUUGUUUCAAACCGUGCCAUGUCCACCGUCUCUUUACCAUGAUUUUAAGUCUGUGAUUGGUAGGACUAUGUUUGAGACUGAUAGAGUGAAUGAUGAACAUGUUGAGCGUUGUAAUAGAAUGGAUUAUGUUUGGGUUCCUACAGAGUUUCAUAAGUCUACAUUUAUUGAAAGUGGGGUUAUUCCUUCCAAGGUGGUGAAGAUUGUUCAACCUAUUGAUGUGAAGUUCUUUGAUCCUGUCAAGUAUGAGCCGUUGGAUCUUGAUUCUACGGCGGAAUGGAUUUUAGGUUCUGGAGAGAGUAAGGGUUUUGUGUUUCUAAGUAUCUUCAAGUGGGAGUAUAGGAAAGGGUGGGAUGUGUUGUUAAAAUCAUAUUUGAAGGAGUUUUCGAAAGAUGAUAGUGUUGCUUUAUACUUGUUGACAAAUCCUUAUCAUACCGACAGUGAUUUUGGGAACAAAAUAUUGGAUUUUGUUGAAAAUUCUGAUUUUGAAGAACCGGAUUGUGGUUGGGCUUCAGUUUAUGUUAUUGAUACACACAUUGCACAAAGUGACUUGCCUAGGGUUUACAGGGCGGCGGAUGCUUUCGUUCUUCCUUCAAGAGGGGAAGGAUGGGGAAGACCUCUGGUGGAAGCCAUGUCAAUGUCGUUGCCUGUGAUUGCUACGAAUUGGUCGGGACCGACUGAGUUUUUGACAGAGGAUAAUAGCUAUCCACUGCCAGUAGAUAGAAUGAGUGAAGUAAUGGAAGGUCCAUUCGAGGGACAUCUUUGGGCUGAACCUUCUGAACAUAAACUCCAGUUUCUUAUGAGGCAGGUGGUGGAUAAUCCGGCUGAGGCUAAAGCCAUAGGUAGGAAGGCAAGAGAGGACAUGAUAAGACAGUUCUCGCCUGAGAUUGUGGCAGAAAUUGUUGCAGACCACAUCCAAAACAUAUUAGGGAGGUAAGAAGUAAUGAGUUUCUGGUUGUGUUCUGUUCACUGCUAUUUUGCUCCAAUUCCAGACCUGUUUUAUGAUUCACUCUUAAGGAGAUUGAGCUAGUAAGUGGGACAUACUGUAGACUUCUCAGGAAUUCAUUGAUCUUUUGUAAACUGGUUAGAGUACACCCUAGUACUCUCCUUUGAAUACAAAGUUGAUUAUCAAAAAAAAAAAAAACUUUAGCACUGGAAAGUGUUUUAUUUUAUUUAUGAGAGCUUUUAUUGAAAAGGACAUAUAUGUUCUUGCCGCGGAAUGUAUCAAUCAUUUUGGAACAGUAUGUGGCUAUUUGAAAGGGAUUGUGAUCAGAUAAAUGGCAUCAUUUUUGUUUACUAUUUUGAUCAACUUGAAAUAAAAGUAUAAUUCCUUGAUCCUUCCAUAUGGGAUUAUCCGGUUUAAUGAAGUGUAAUGGCAGUGAAACACAAGGACUAAAACAACAACAAAAAUAGAAUAAUAGUAAAUUAAAUGAAUAAAAGAUUACAAAUUGUCACAUGAUAAUUGAUGUAUCAUGUAUGAUACAACCUUCCUAGUUAAUGAUUGUGUGGACAGUAUUUGGCAAUGGUGACACAAUUUUCCAUCAAUACCAAUCUCUGUCCUGUCUAGAGGAUUGAAAUUGAUUCAAAGAACCGUCUGCUAUAUGUAGCCACUUCUCUAAAAACCAUCGGGUAAUACGCCUAACUUGUCAGUAUAACUAAAUGUAGGAAUAUCUUAUGAGAUUAGGAAUGUAGUGAUUUAAUCUUAGUUUGCAGCGUAGCUUUGUGAUUUGAGUCUGUAUUUAUUGUGAAUGUAUCUCAGUUGAUGUAGAUUAAAUUGCAAACUGAUUGUAACAUUGGGGACUAGCCUCCAAAUGGGGAUUUACUAUUUGAAUGUCUGUUUCAUA
Messenger RNA from Lathyrus oleraceus (garden pea), 2516 nucleotides. RefSeq lists its product as uncharacterized. The record is from RefSeq and is a predicted model, not a curated record. NCBI's taxonomy places the organism in Eukaryota, Viridiplantae, Streptophyta, Magnoliopsida, Fabales, Fabaceae. The transcript has a single exon. Bases 170 to 1609 code for a protein of 479 amino acids.